Aspergillus sclerotioniger CBS 115572 is the source of this 742-nucleotide messenger RNA. RefSeq lists its product as uncharacterized. Lineage: Eukaryota; Fungi; Ascomycota; Eurotiomycetes; Eurotiales; Aspergillaceae. The record is from RefSeq and is a predicted model, not a curated record. The transcript has a single exon. The coding region runs from base 150 to 707 and encodes 185 amino acids.
GAUUAUGCUCAGUAUUAUUAAGAAUGAUUUUCACUCGUCCCUGGCUGAUACAACAAGAUUAGGCUUUAGCCUCACGCACCAGCCCAGAAUAGUAACCCCACCACCACCAUCGAUCUACUUUCUGCUAAUCAUUUCAUUGGGUUGGGACGAUGCCACUGGAGAAAAUAACAUGCAAAGACAAGAAACGAAAAAGGGACUCAGGUAUGUGGUUGGACAUGCACGGUGAUGAUGAACCAGACUCGAUGACAGCGGCAUUCUUCAGAUGCAUCUACCAGUGGAUGGAUCAACAUGGUAGAGUUGACAGAUUAGAUCGCAUCCAGCCUCAUCUCACUCUUCAACGGCGUCAUCCGUCAUCGAGAUCCACAAGCUCUGACCACCGCAAGAUUGGAUUGCUGCGGGGUCCGGCCUUGCCGAUUCCCAAAUCCAGCUGGGAGCGAGGUCAGCACACCCCGGCUCUCAUUCGCCCGGCGGGUGCACUACUGUGGGAUGCCGUCGAGGUGCCGGUCUGUCACCUCUGCCUCGACGCGGAUGAGAUUAUUCCCGCACCACGGCAGCCACUUCGGUUGUUCCCCCGUGGCCAGCUUCCCGAUGCCCAUCCCGCUGCUAAAGUGUGUAUCGGAAUUUAUCCUCUGGUCAGGGAUGAAUGCCGACCACCUCGAAGUCGGCAGAUGGCGAACCGUCACCCCGCUUCCAGAUCUACGACGUAGGCGAGUGACCUCACAGGGUACCCCGCGACCAGGCG